Silurus meridionalis is the source of this 4718-nucleotide messenger RNA. RefSeq names its product SH3-domain binding protein 4 (gene sh3bp4). Gene Ontology annotation, molecular function: protein binding. Gene Ontology annotation, cellular component: cytoplasm. The record is from RefSeq and is a predicted model, not a curated record. Lineage: Eukaryota; Metazoa; Chordata; Actinopteri; Siluriformes; Siluridae. Bases 229 to 3129 code for a protein of 966 amino acids. The transcript has 5 exons.
AGACCGGUGCAACUGUCAAUCACUCGUUCUCCAGCCAAUCACGUCGCUGCAUGGGUGAACAUGAGGAGCAGCAGCGAGCGGGGGAGAUGUUCGAGAUGUUCAUGGUGGUGUCUCAGCUCAGCGGUGCUUCUCUCUGUGAUUCUUAAUCGCAAAUCGAACAAAACUCGCAUUUGAAAAUGGCACAAGCUUCUUGACUGAGAACGGAAAUAUGCAGCAGGAUAAUUAAGCAUGGCUGCCCAUCGAAUUCGAAUAGCAAACAACAACAACGCAAUACCUCGCUGCAAGUCUGAGGGAACGCUUAUUGAACUAAGUUCUGGUGUAUCAGAAGCCACUCUCUCCAAUGUUAAAGUGCCAAGCCCAAGUACUUUACGACUGGAAGCUACUGCGUCGAUUGAAUCUGCUAGAGAAGUCGUCGCCAUUAAGGAUUACUGUCCAUCAAACUUCACUACCCUCAAGUUUUGUAAGGGAGACCAUCUUUAUGUCCUUGACACAUCUGGCGGAGAGUGGUGGUACGCCCAUAACAACACAGAGAUGGGCUACAUCCCAGCAGCCUACGUCCAGCCUGUGACGAAUCGAGAAUCUUCUGUGUCUUGUGACGUUUCCUGUGACAGUGGCAUGAUCGACAGCCUAGGAGACGUUUCUAACGAUGGGUCCAAAGUUCCUGAGCAACGUGGAGAAUGGUCGGAGCACAUCAAACCUACACUUGCUCAAAACGGAAACCCUUUUGUUACCCAGCGGAUGUCUCUCAACCCAUUCCUUGAAGCCUCCUUGCUAUCUGAUCAAAACAGUAUCCAGAGUUCGACCGAGCGCCUCGGUUUCGAUACAUCCUCUUCUACAGUCUCCAAAAACAGCAGCAGUAUUCACAGCAACAAUUUCGGGAGUAAUAUUUUGGAUGCAUUUGGCUCGAACUCUGGCUCAGACCGAGGACCAGUUCUUCGACGGGACAAUCCGUUUUAUAGAAGCAAGCGUUGUUACAGUUUAUCCGAACUGUCCAUUUUGCAGUCGCAGUCAGAUACCCCACCAGAAUUCUUGGGUUUUUUUAAUAGCUUGAAAGCACCUUCGCCUGAGCAGUUUCAAAGCAGAGAAGAUUUCAAAAAUGCCUGGUUAAACCACCGCAAGUUUACAAGGUCCUGCCAUGACCUCGAUUCCAUUGGCCAGAAUCCUGGAUGGGGACAAACUCAACCAAUAGAGACCAACAUUGUGUGCAAACUGGACAGCUCAGGUGGCGCCGUUCAGUUACCUGACACUAGUAUUAGCGUCCUUGUACCCGAGGGUCACGUCGCACCAGAUGACACUCAGCAGAUAUCUUUGAAGGCCUUGCUGGACCCUCCAUUGGAGCUAAACAACGACAAAUGUACCACUGUGAGCCCAGUGGUGGAGAUCAAGCUUAGUAAUAUGGAAACCAAAACCACUUUAACAUUAGAGAUGAAAGUGUCCGUUGUAGUCAAGAUGGAGAGUCGACAAUUGGCAGACGUCAUCUGUGUCCGAAGCGAUUGCAAAGAAGGACCCUACGUUCCGAUUCCUAACGUGUAUAUGUAUGGAGAUACAGUCCAGGUAACCUUGGACAAUUUAGAGCCAUGCAUGUAUGUAUCAGUUGUUGCUCAGGCUCAAGAUGUCGCCCCGUACAACACAGUCUGGGAGCAUGUUGUAAAGAAGGUCACACUUGGCGUUUACGGGCCCAGGCAUAUCCAUCCAUCUUUUAAGACAGUUGUCGCCAUUUUUGGCCAUGAUUGUGCCCCAAAAACCUUGUUAGUAAGUGAGGCUAAAAUGCAGCCCCACUCUAUUCCACCAGUGUCCCUUCAACUCUGGGGAAAACACCAGUUUGUGCUUUCAAAGCCCCAAGAUCUUAAGGUUGGUGUGUAUUCCAACAUCUCGAAUUAUGAAGUUAAAAUGAGCGAGCAGACCAGGGUUGCGCGGAGUUUUCAGCUGAAGCUCGGCAAAGUGUCACGCCUCAUCUACUCGAUCGCCGCUCGAGAUCCGGACAUCAUCUCGGACUUCACUUUGCGCAUUCAGGUUAAAGACGACCAGGACUGCAUCAUUGCCCAGUUCUGCGUGCAGACGCCACCUCCUCCACCAAAGGUUGCAACAAGCUCCGCGCAGAGGCGUUUUUUAAAGAAAAAGGAAAAGCACAAAAGCUUACUGCCACCCAUCAUAGGAGUCACGAAGUACCCGGAGUUCCAGGACAGACCAGUCAAAAAUAUCAAGUUUGGCAAGCUGCUAAAAACCGUCCUUAGACAGACAAAGAGCCAGUAUCUGUUGGAGUAUGUGAAAGGAGACGUGGUGUCGAUAUUGAGUGAGGAAAAAAUCAAACUUAAAGGCCAUCUUUGGACCAAGGAGUGGUACAUUGGGUACUAUCAUGGCAGGAUUGGAUUGGUCCACACCAAGAACAUUCUUAUAAUGGGAAAGGUCAAACCGGUGAAUUAUAAGGGGCCUGAGUUAACCUCUACUCUCCUUUUAGAUCUGAUUCUGAUCCCUUCCAAAUGUCUGACUUACAUGUAUUCAUCGUUGAGGACUAUACUGAUGGAAAACAUCAUUAGCUGGAGAGCUUUCGCUGACGCCUUGGGCUACAUCAACCUUCCUUUGGCACACUUUUGUCGUUCUGAGCCGAACAGCGAAGCAGAAAAAGUGGCCUGCGUUCUUGAGAAGCUUAAAGAAGACUCCAACUCAUCUGAAGUGAAGCAGAAGAAGUGUUUCCAGAAGGAGCUCUUCAUGGCCCUGUUGAAACUGGACUGUCAGGGGCUGGUGGCCAGGCUGGUGAAGGACUUUGCGCUUCUUACUGCAGCAGUCGAAGUGUCGGACCGCUGGAGAGAUCUGGCGGAAAAACUCACGAAAAUAUCCCGCAAGCAGAUGGAUUCGUACGAGGCUCCCUACAGAGGGGUGGAUGGCAGGCUCGAGAAUGAGGCCAUGUGGAAGCCGGCGUACGAUUUCCUGGUCACCUGGGCGGCCCAGAUCGGCGAAAGUUACAGGGACAUCCUCCAGGAGCUUCACACCGGUCUGGACAAAAUGAAGAACCCCAUUACCAAGCGCUGGAGACACUUAACAGGAACACUUAUCCUCAUCAACUGCUUGGACCUGUUACGGAGCACCGCCUUCAGCAACGCCCCCCAGGACGACGAUGCCGCCGUUUAGACGUCGCGGAUCGACGUCCUGUUCACGAAAUAUAGUGCAAUAUACGGUGUAGGUCAUGUCGGAAAGCAUGUAGAGUUUACCCAUAAUCCUUAGUGCUGUUAGAAGAUUGAAUAUGAGCAUCAAUGUUAUUGCUUAUUAGCAUCCUAAUAGCUGGUUCAUGAUCCUGGAUCCUGAUCUGGACUAUAUGGACAAAAGUAUUAGAACAUCUGACUUUUCUAGCCACGUGUUUCCUUCACAAAAUUUCAGGAAACACAAUUGUACAGAAUGCCUUUGGAGCAUUGAAUUUUCCAUUCACUUGAUCUAGAAGACCCAAACUUGCUCCAGGAUGACAAUGCUCCUGUGCACAAAUGAUGAAGAGUUGGUUUAAAUGGUGUGGAGUGGAAGAUCUCCAGCUGUAGAGCUCCUAUUGCACACCAUUAGGAUGAACGCUGACUGCACCUCAGGGCUCCUCGGAUACUUCACCAAAAUCUAAUGGACCAUUUCCCCAGAAGAGUGGAAGUUAUUAUGAAAGCAAAUGGGGACUUAAUGUUAUCUGGGAUGUUCCAAAAGCUCAUGUGCUCAGGUGACCUUAAACAUUUGUCCAUUAUAGGGCAUAAAAGAACAAGCUCUUUAUCGUUCACACGUCUUUGCCUUUGUUGAAACCAUUUCUUAAAUUGAGCGAGAUGUUUACUCUAAGACUGUUCACCAAGCAUUAAGCAUUGAUAUUAUUUACACUUACAGAACAUUUCAGACAUCGGUUACACACUCAAACGACUGAAAGGAUCUAACAUGAUGCUUGAAAUAUGUGCCAAACACUGUGUUUUUAACGUUAAUGUAUGUUUGUCCUUUAUAAUUCAUUUUGUAUAUUCACUGUCUGGCCAAAAAAAGUCUCCACCUGGUCCUAGUGCCUGCCUGAUAAGCCUGUGGGGGCAUUUUUACAUGGAUUGGCCACCACAGUCCAGAACUUAACCCCAUCAAGGAUCUUUGGGAUGUGAUUGAGAAGACUUCACGCAGAUGUCCGACCCUCACAGCAUGAAUUUAAAAUCUUGAUCUGCGUUGAAACUUGGAGACGGAUGAUCCACUGUGGCGACCCCUAAUGGGAGCAGCCGAAAAAGAAGAAGAAGAUCUGUGUUGAAACUAUGGCCAUUAUUAAAUAGAACUGAAUUGAAUUGGGUGGAAAUAAACUUCGUGGCAUUCCAGAAGCUUAUGAGAACGAUGCUGAUGUGUUUAAAGCGAAAAGGCAAAUCAUAAAAAUAUUAGUGUGAGACUUUUUGGAAUUUUUAAUUUUUUUUGGCCAAGCAGUGUGUAUAUAUAUAUAUCGAGUUUUUUUGCAUUUCUAACAUGUUCAUACUGAAUGCUGUUAAAAAAAACCACACAAACUGACAUUGCUAUACUGCCUAUUAAUAAAAAGUGUAUACUUUUUUUUUUUUUUUUUGCACCAAAUGAACCAUUCCAUUUAUAUUGUCAUGCCUGAUAAAACUGACUUUUUUAAUAUAUAUAUGAAUUGAAAUGCAUAUGUAAGUGUGUGUAAAUAUUUUGAAAAGAUACACGGUCCCUGUCUUCAAUGCAUGUUCUGUUUUUUGGAUAAAAGGACACUUGUUACAAAUUCA